AUGGAGAGAGAAAGGCGGAGCGCGCAGACUCACCUGUUACCGGAAGCUGACGUGAGGAGGUGUUUUGUCUGUUUGUAUUUAGACCCAGUAGAGACGCUGAGUACAGAUACAGAUUGUUCUUUGGUGGAGUCAGACUUGAUGUUUGAUGUGAAUGGAGUCAGAGACACUCAGACUGACAGCAUUGUCCCUGAGGUGGACAGAGAGAGGUCCAAGCUGGAGGAGCGAGUGAGGGAGCUUGAGGAACUGCUCUGUGAGGCACACAGAGAGUGUGAGAGAAACAACAAGGAUGGUGAGCGAGCAGAGGAGGCUUACAGCAUCCUGCAGUCCCAGUAUGAAGAGACAUUAAAACAGCGGGAUGAGCUACUAAUGGUCUCUCUGCCUGAAGCUGAGAGGAAAUACAAGCAGGCGAUGAAGACGAAUGCCCAGCUGGAGAAGGAGAAGUCCAAGCUGAUGUCCAGGGUGGACACACUGCAAGGCUCAAUGCAGCAGCUGGGUCACCUUCUGUGUGAGACACGCACAGAGUGUAUUGAGGCAAAGAGGGUGGUUCUGACUGAUGAGUCGAGUAGCCAAGUGGAAGACGAGAACUCCAGUCUGAGGUCUGAUGUGGAAACUCUACAAGACUCAGUGCAGGAGUUGGACAGAGAGCUCGCUGUGUCCCGGAUAACGUGUAAAGAGUUAACAAGAGAAUGUGAUGGAGCAAAACAGCAGCUGAGGAUCCUGCAGUCUGAGUGCAGUGAGAUGAAGGACAUUUUACUGAAGGACUGUGAGAGAGUGCCAGAGGUUCACCGUAUGCUCAUGUCACAAAAUGAGUUGUUAAAGAAGUUGUUAAAGCAGAAUGAGGAGUUAAUGCAGGCCUCUCCGGAUGAAGCUGAAAGCAAAUAUGAGAAGACAGUGAUGACCAAUGCUGAGCUGGAGAACAAGAACUCUGACCUGAUGUCCCUGGUGACCACGCUGCAAGGUACAGUGGAGGUGAUGGAGAAGAAGCUCGCUGAGACAUGCAGGAAGUGUGAUGACAUAAGGAGGAGUCUGCCAAAAUACAAAAUAAACAAAGUUCUGCACCUGCACCGCACCAGUGGCAAAAUCAGGACAUGCCACCAGCAAAACGGUGCUUUAUGGUUGAUAAAGAUCAGGCUGAAAUCAAUGCCAUCCGUAGAGUGUUCGAGUCUUACGUUCUCCUUUGUUGGUACCAUGUAACACAAAUUGGAUCAUCUUAUUGAUGUGCUGCUGAACAAGACUGAGAAGUACUUCAAUAUAAUACAGGAUUUGCAGUCUGUUGGGAGGGUCAAUAACCCUCUGGAGUGCAAAAUGGAAGAAAUAAAAAAAAUCUGCUGAGAGGAUGCUACAGAACGGUUGGGCCACGAGAAUUACCAUAGUUUCAACAGAUACAUACUGUGUAUAUAUAGUGUUCCAUCUGAGAGUAAUUCACAUGUAGUUUACAGUGUGUCCUGCAGAACAGUUCUGCAGUUGUGUAGCUGGUACAAGGAAACAAACAUGCAAGCAUCUCUUUUUAGUAAGCCUUCUCACUUGUGCUAUUCCAGAGACUUUUCCUGAUUUGGAGACACAACUGCAGGCCCAUGCCAGUAUGUUGAUUCUGAGGCAUAAGUAUAGCAUUUCUGCAAAGCCUCAAAAAAACUGUAGAAGUUGAAAGCUUAUUUGGAAGAGCAGCAUCAAAACCAAGUAUCAUGACAAGCAUAUGUGACUGCUGCACCUUCUCAUUUCAUAACAAAUGUGCUUGUCUUCUGCUUGCUAAGGGAGUUUUCAAUGAGUUGACUGAGACAAAGUCAAAUAGUGCUAUGAACAUUUCAGUAGAGCUGAUACACAAUGAACUUGAGAAUGAAAGGCUAGAUGAAAUUAGGCAUCACACACCUAUCACAAAAUUGGAAAAGGUAUUAAAGAUUCUACAGACAUGGGAGAACAUUCCUGAGGAUAUUGACCAAAAAGUGAAUGAACUAGAAGUGCAAACAAAAAGAAAGUAUGAACAUUAAAGGAUUUGGGAGACUUUGUGAUGCAGACAAGUCACGUAAAAUACGUCCACUGUUUGCAAACAGAAAAAGAAAGACAGACAGAAGAACAACCCCAGAAACAAUGACAGAUGUCACAUUUCCUGUUAAGUCAAAUAUAAAACGCAAAGUUAACAGUGGCCAAAAUAACAAUCAUUUAAGGAUUGAGAGAAACGUUUUAUUAAAGUGCACGUUUUUGAACAUUUUGAACAUUGUACAU
This is a messenger RNA of Tachysurus vachellii, 2220 nucleotides long. RefSeq names its product M protein, serotype 2.1-like. The transcript has 12 exons. Gene Ontology annotation, molecular function: DNA-binding transcription factor activity, RNA polymerase II-specific; RNA polymerase II cis-regulatory region sequence-specific DNA binding. The record is from RefSeq and is a predicted model, not a curated record. NCBI's taxonomy places the organism in Eukaryota, Metazoa, Chordata, Actinopteri, Siluriformes, Bagridae. Gene Ontology annotation, biological process: regulation of transcription by RNA polymerase II. The coding region runs from base 1 to 1194 and encodes 397 amino acids.